Molecule: messenger RNA, 336 nt
Organism: Scomber japonicus (chub mackerel)
Lineage: Eukaryota; Metazoa; Chordata; Actinopteri; Scombriformes; Scombridae
Gene: ripply2
Product: ripply transcriptional repressor 2
Exons: 3
Coding region: 1-336 (111 amino acids)
Biological process (GO): negative regulation of transcription by RNA polymerase II; embryonic pattern specification
Cellular component (GO): nucleus
Source: RefSeq, a predicted model, not a curated record
AUGGACACUUUGCCUACCGCCAGUGGAUUAAACUCAGUUUUAAAUCAAGACAACGCUACCCAGCAGUCCAGUAUGUGGAGACCGUGGACUGGAAAACACAUGGCUCACUCCAUGCAUGGAGACCUUUCAGACGCAAAUCAUCCUAAAGCUCCUCAGUUCAUUCAUCCAGUGAAGCUGUUUUGGCCAAAAUCGAAAUGUUUCGAUUAUCUGUACAGGGACGCAGAAAUGCUCCUGCGCAACUAUCCGGUCCAAGCAACCAUCUGUACUUAUGAAGACUCCAGCAGCGAUGAAGACAGCGAGGAUGAAGAGGAAGAGAUGGAGAAGGAGCUGAACUAA